AUGCUUUCCAGGUUGAGUCGGUCAGCCAGCCGCCAGGCUUUAAAAAGUCCACCAUCAAGACUCCAAUUUCGCAGUUUUACUCUAUCUACUGCGAGACGAAUAGUGGACCAAACAAAAAAGAACAACGAAUCAUCUCAAGAACACAAGGACAGCCACCGCCAGCAAGCUACCAAAGCGGGUAGCUCAGGUAGCAGUGAGGGCCACCCAGCCAAGCAAGCUGAUCCCCAGCCGUCACCCAGCAAGUCCACAGGUAUUGAGACCGACGGGCCAGGCUCUUCCAAGGCUGGCACUGGAUCAGACCGAGGCGGAGUGUACCAGGAUGAGGACGUCAAGCGAGAGCAGAAGCAGAAGGAAAAAGAGGGCGGCAGGGAAUCAUCGAUGGUUAGGGGCGCGGACAAGGGCGAGAGUCUAGCAGAAGGCGACUACGACUCAUCCUCAAAAACCCCUGGUAGCAAAUCAUUUACUGGGGGGCACGGAAAGAGCCAUGCACUGGACGAUAAGUGA
Messenger RNA from Truncatella angustata, 504 nucleotides. RefSeq lists its product as uncharacterized. The record is from RefSeq and is a predicted model, not a curated record. The coding region runs from base 1 to 504 and encodes 167 amino acids. The transcript has a single exon. Lineage: Eukaryota; Fungi; Ascomycota; Sordariomycetes; Amphisphaeriales; Sporocadaceae.